CAAAAGAAACAUGCAGAAUUGCUGAAUUGCAGAUUAGACAGGUCAAAGACUGUUUGAUUUGAUAGGUAGUAGGUACAGGGUGGACAGAAAUAUCGGGUACCCCUAAGAAAGUUUUUCAUUAAAAAUAUAGGUUGGCAACGUGAAAUAGAUGCAUAUGAUUGGUGAAAUGUUAUCUCUCCAGUCUAACAACCAAUCAUGUGCUACCAUUAUUAUCAUUCACUGUGACCAACCGAAGUAUUUAGCAGAAAACUUUUUUAGGGGUACCCGAUAUUUCUGUCCACCCUGUACAGGUAGUAGGUAGGUACCUCUCCCUCCCUGUGAUUUCUCCCCACUACAAAAUCUCUUUUUCACUAUCAGUAAGUGAUAAGAAGUGAUCUACGUAUGUGCAUGUGUAAAAUACAGAACAGACGUAAAUUAUGACGUUUUUUAGUUUAUUUUUAGUAAUUUUUAAUGUAAACUGGCAUUGAUUUGAUUAGUAAUUUGUUCGUGACUCUUAUGUGUAGUUACUGUGAAGAUUGCAGUAUUGCACGGUCAUCUUCGUAGGUUCAAUAUGAAUUACAUUCAUAAUUAUGAAAAUCCAAUGCAACAAUGCGAAAAGUUGAUGAAUGCAAACUUCGACAAACUAAAGUUUUUAAAAGAUCAAACGCCGAUAACGUCAUCUUCGUCAGAGUCUUCAGCAGUGGAAAACGCAUACAGGACUAUUAAAAAGUACCUGGACGAAGCAAAGAGAAAUGUUGCAUCGUUGAAAUCAAGAUACAGUAAAUUAACCAAGCGCUAUGAGGGUUUACUCGAAACCAAUUUUGCAAACGAAUUCCUUAAUUACUUGAAACGUCAAGAAGCACUUCGAUUGAAAUUCCUGGAAAUCAUUUACGAAUGCAAACGUAUAAACUCGUGCAUAGAUGAGAUUCUGUAUGUUAGCUGUGUUGAAGCAGAGAAGAGGAAUUCCUUUCAGAAUCCAUCAGAACGACUUCGUGGCUGUGAUACUCAUAAUAACCAAUCGAAGCAAAAUGAAGCCUCAGCUACAGCAAAUCCCAGAAAAACUGUUACUUGUACUUGCAACGUUUGCGGCAAAUCUUUCUAUUCGAAAGCAACCAUGGAAAGACAUGCGAUUCUCCACAAAGGUUUAAAGCCUUUCACUUGCGCUGAAUGCGGUGGAUCAUUCUGCCGAAAGGAUACCAUGAAGAAUCAUAUACUUUUAGUUCACUUUCCUUUUGGUGAUAAGAGACGACAUUCGCCCAAUUUGAAUCUGACACGAUUUAAUUGUACUGUAUGUGGCAGAAUAUUUGGUACAGAGCACAGUAGAAUACGUCACGAACAGAGUUGGCGCGAUUCGAAUCGCGUGAAAGAAUCGAGAAAGAAUCCGAUUCUCACGAUUCGAAUCGGAUUCGAAUCGCGGUUCCCCAAGUCAAAAGAAUCGGGAAAUGCAGGAAUCCGAUUCCCUUUUAUAGAGAAUUGCACCGCCUCGAUUCCCUGCGAUUCCUUGCAGAUGUUUUUCACGUGUUAAAACAGUGAAAUGUACUGUUUUUAAUGACUUUUAAGUGAUGCAUUUGCAUUUUGUAGCUCGGGACUGAUGACAUUUUUUUAAAGGUUAGCUGUUGUGUGAAAAUAUCUUGAAUCAUCGAUUCUAUACAGUGAAGGAAUCGCGCAACGUAAGAAUCGGAUUCAAUUUAAUGGAGAAUCGUGCCUUCUCGAUUCCCUGCGAUUCCCUGUUCACAGCAACAAACAAAAGAAUAGAACAUGCAAAAUGAGCAUAUACCAAGUUGGGGAAAUUACUCAUUUCAUUUCAGAUUCAUUUGUGCAGUCCUGAAGUUGAGAAAAAUUAGUAUUUGGGAAUCGGAAUCGGAGGGAAUCGAGAACCGCUAAAGAAUCGGAUUCAGAACCGGAUUCGCUUUGUGAAAGAAUCGAGACUGGAGAAUCGCGAUUCUCCCAAGUAUGAGAAUCGUAAUUCAGGAAUCCGAUUCUGACGAACCAAGGAAUCGCGCCAACUCUGGUCACGAACGGGUGGUACAUGCAGAAAUGCUUUGAAUUUUGAAUAUUAUUCUUUCAACUUAUUUCAAUUGGGAAAACUUACAACUUUUAUUACGUUAUUUUUCAAGCUCCCCAAGAAGAGUUUACUGACUGACUGAUAAUUUAACUCGAUAAUUGUGAUAUGCAUCCCCUAUUAAGGGCUAAGGCUGAUACGUAUUGAUUAGGUUGGCUAAGUUUCAUUUUUUUACGUUUGUUUUAUAGUAGGUAAUUCGCAUAUACUUGUGUGAUGUUAAGAAUUAACAUUAAUUCAACUCUUGAAUCUUCUAAGUAUAAGGCUGAUAAUUUUGCCAAAAAUUCCCAAAAAAAAAAAGUUCCUAUGUUUUUUAAAUUUAUAUAGACGUAGUACAACUUUUGAUUUCUCAUCAACUGAUUCCUAGGAUGACUUUUUGGCCUGUUUCACCCUCUUCAAGUACAUAUUUAUAAAAAUUUGGACAUCAAGCAAAUUUUGAGGUCAGUUCAUCUCCACUCAAACUUUGUUAAUCCAACUCCAAACUGAACCCAAAAUACAUGUACCAUAUUUGAGCUUAUUUUGUUUAAAUCCAGUCUCAACUAUAAUUAGGUACCUGAUAGUUCGGUAAAAAAAAAAAAAAAAAAAAAAAAAAAAACAGAUAUGGGUACAAUUGAUAGGUUGAAAAAGUAAAAUUAUUGAAAAAAGAACUUAUUUUGAAGCCUUCAGGAAACAGAUUCAUUAACUUUUCAGUUUUGUAAAAAUUUCCAAAAAAAUCAAAACACGAAUUUUCAAAAAUUGUUUUUACUAAUUCAAAUUUUCAUUUUUCAUUUUCACAAUCGGAAAAUUAAAACAUUUUCCGAAGGCUCUAGAACAAUCCCUUACUACCAAUCAAUUCAAAUUUUUGAAAAUGCAGUUCGUAAGCCAAAAUAUAUCGUCAUUUGUACUUCAAUCUGAACAAAAUUUUCGUUUUUCAUGAAAAAUGUGUCAAAUUUAUAUUCGAAAAGAUUUCCCAACAUCGAAAAACACGAUUCAGCAGCAGAAGUUUGAUGACCGUGGAGGUGUAUUUUUGGAUGUCUUUUCAAUUCUCUUCAGUCAGGUGCAAAAAUUUCCUUUUCCUACCUUUUUUAUAAAUGUAGAAAAAUUCCAUCAAUUUAAAAGGUCUACAAUAAAUACGCAAGAUUGAUAAAAAAUUUUACAAAUUAAUUUUUCACUAAUAAAUUGUUUUCUUAAUUAAAACGUUAAAGUGUUAGGAAUUUUUUUAAAUGAAGUAUCUACUUGUUGUGUUUUUUUUCAAAUUCAAAUUCAAGAUCAUAUUUUAUUUGUGUAGGUACUAUGAUUCAAACACUUUCUAUAAAAGAAACCUUUGCUCAUGUUUUUGUUUUCGUAUUUUUUUUUAUGAUUAUUUUUAAGUAAAAAUAAUAAAACAUUUUAAAUUCAGUUUUUUCCAAUA
Molecule: messenger RNA, 3428 nt
Organism: Planococcus citri (citrus mealybug)
Lineage: Eukaryota; Metazoa; Arthropoda; Insecta; Hemiptera; Pseudococcidae
Product: zinc finger protein 761-like
Exons: 4
Coding region: 551-1504 (317 amino acids)
Biological process (GO): regulation of transcription by RNA polymerase II
Cellular component (GO): nucleus; chromosome
Molecular function (GO): DNA-binding transcription factor activity, RNA polymerase II-specific; chromatin insulator sequence binding
Source: RefSeq, a predicted model, not a curated record